Messenger RNA from [Candida] anglica, 593 nucleotides. Lineage: Eukaryota; Fungi; Ascomycota; Pichiomycetes; Serinales; Debaryomycetaceae. The record is from the annotation of a GenBank genome assembly.
AAGCUCCUGGUGCGAUACUAAUACUGACAGACAUCUACAAUAAUCUCACAAGUGGACCUCACCUGUGAUUUUCCCGAAAGUCAAAUGAUAAUUCAAUCAGAAUCCUCAUCCCACAAAACCCCGGAUUUUACAAGAUCCGGUUCAUUCAGGUCGGAAGUCCGAUUUGUCAAUUCUAUUUGUAAUUUGAAGAGUUCCAAGUAAGGACCGAUCUAAUCAUGAAAUCAUGCUUACACAUUGAACUAGACUUAUUUCAAUACGGUGGAUAUGUUCCCCAUGGGGCAGUUUGAAACUGAGUAAAAUCGGUAAUUUGUAGGAGUCGUGAUGCACUUUGUAUAAAUCCUUGAGGGGGGAGACUGGAAGUUCGUUUACGAGGGUGUUUUAAUGAAGGUACUGGAUAAAUACCGGUCCCUUGACAUUAUUUAUGUUGUGUCUCUCUUGAUGGAAGUAGAAUGAAAUAUAUUCAUGUAGUGUAUUAGUGGAGCGAACGGGUUGUACUAGAGAACUUUUUAGAGUCGAUGCAUCACACGCAUGUAGCAUGUAGUACGUAUAGAUCUCCACAAAAGUUCCAGAUGUAGAUGAAAAUGAAAAUGGAG